This is a messenger RNA of Lontra canadensis (Northern American river otter), 360 nucleotides long. Its product is annotated as NADH dehydrogenase [ubiquinone] 1 alpha subcomplex subunit 5-like. Gene Ontology annotation, biological process: respiratory electron transport chain. The record is from RefSeq and is a predicted model, not a curated record. Bases 1 to 360 code for a protein of 119 amino acids. The transcript has a single exon. NCBI's taxonomy places the organism in Eukaryota, Metazoa, Chordata, Mammalia, Carnivora, Mustelidae.
AUGGCACCUUUGCUGAGGACAACUGCCAGCCUGGUGGGGUUGGUUAUAUGUGAAAGUCCACAUGAAGGGCUAACAAUGUUGUACACAAGGAUUCUUGAUGUUCUUGAGCAGAUUUCUGAAAAUGCAGCCUACAGCACGUAUGCAGAACAGAUUACAAAUGAGAAGCUGGGUCUGGUUAAAGUGGAACCAGAUGUUAAGAAAUUAGAAGACCAACUUCAGAGUGGCCAGCUAGCAGAGGGGAUGCUUGAGGCUGCAAAUGAAGUAAGUCUGGCAGGAAAAAUGAUACACUGGAAACCAUGGGAGCCUUUAGCAGAAGAGCUUCCUGCCAUCAGUGGAAAUGACCAAUGUAGUCAUCAUUAA